This is a messenger RNA of Effrenium voratum, 4149 nucleotides long. The record is from the annotation of a GenBank genome assembly. Lineage: Eukaryota; Dinophyceae; Suessiales; Symbiodiniaceae.
AUGUUGGACGCAGGGGAGGAGGAAGCCCAGGAUGUUGUGCCAGUCGGCCAUGAUGAGGGGCCAGCCCCCUCAGAGCAUUCGGCCAUCACAAGCAAGGGCCUCCCCGUCGUGUUCACCAUGUCCAGAGCUUGCACCUGCUGCCUGUGCAAUGCGAAGUCCACCGAUAAGUCGCCUUUGGCGGUGUCAUUGGAUGACUUGAGUGAAGCGUCUGAGAUGGAGGUCAAGCGGCCUUGGGCCAAGUACCGAAAGACUUCAGGGGACAUGGGCCCUUGCCGAGAAUGGAUCAAGCAGCAUAACGAAGAUCCAGGGAAAGUUCGACUGAAGCGAAAGAGCGACCUCUUGGCGGCCCAGAAGGAGCUUGCUGUGGAGCGCACCGACGGGGGGCGAUUUAUCGCCCCCAAGAAGAAAUUCGUUUUGAGCAGCCACUGGAGCACCAAGCGUUGGGGAGCUUGGGACCAGUCCAAGGAGGUCACUGAAGUCAUCAAAGGCCAGUUGCUGAAGGGUGUCUUUGUUUCGGUGGGCCCUGAGGGCGAGUUCGAUUUCGAAGACUACAGUGAUGUAGCUGUCAAGGAAAGAGUUGUGGAGCAUGACUCUAGCAAGCAGGAUAUCUUUCAGGAGGAAGCCUUUGAGUUGAAGAAGCAGGAAAUGACAAAGGCAGUGCAAGCAGGAGCAAAAGCUCGCCAAGCCAGCUCUGUGCAAGGGCCGGACUUGAGCGCAAGCAGCCUUCUGGCUGCCUGCAAGUCAGCGAGCAACGGCUCCGCCUCAGGCGCUGUUCCGGCCGGCGAAGGAGAGAAGAGCGGCUCAAGUGACAGCAGUUCCAGCAGCAGCGAGAGCGAGGAGGACAGCUCUGAAGAAGCAGGUGGCUUGGCAGGUGUGGGUCUUUUGGGCCCAUCCUGUACCAAAGCAGCAGCUAAGCCAAAGCCUAAGACGGACGCAGCAGUGUCAGGCACCAAGCCCGCAAAGCCUCCAAAGACUUCCAAGCCUGCGACCUCAGCCGGUCAGUCUCAGACCCCUUCAGCCCCAGGUGUCCCCCUUGCCAGCGGGCCUUCCAAGGCAAAGCCGCCAACGCAUGGCAGGGAGAGCAGCCAGUCUAUCCAGAGCACGAAGCAGCAGGAGGCCAGCCGCAACAUGCUGGUGAUAGACGGCCGCGCGACCAGGGCGCGCAAGACUUUGGAGGAGAAGCUGCAGAAAGAAGCGUCUGCCUUUGCUGAGGUCAGCUUGGUCGACCCCCCUUGUGGCCAGGAGGCUGAAAGGCUCAAGGCUUACAAGCAGGAUUGCUCCAAACGAUCCGCUGCGCUUGGAAAGGUCGUGCGGGGCUGUCGGGAUAACAUCCGGCGUGCCAACCAAAGCUCCAACAAAGACAACUUGCAGGACUUGGUUGAGGCCUUGGAAGGACUGGAAGCAUCGGCCACUGCAACUCAACGGCUAUUGGCCCUUGUGUGUGUGGCCAACCCAGAGCCGGACGCAUACAUCACAGCCUUUGACGCGUGGAACGAGGCAAUGGAGGGCUUUCAGCCGUGUUUGCAGUCUUUGGGCCUCCCUGCCAGGAUCCUUGGGCCUGGCUUCCACUUGGCUUGCUUGUUGGCAAGGGCCAGCCAAUCUUUGCUGUACAGUGACCACGGGGCCUGCUGCCAGCAGUUGCAAGCCACGUGCCCUGAGGCACGGGCGCUGGUUGCCGCCUUGGGCAAGCAGCAAGCAGAGGAGCUGGUCACAGUUCAAGUUGAGCAGCGUGUGCUCGGCGCGUUGCGCAACAUCGCAUCAGAGGAGGUUGUCGCCUUUGAAGCUGACAAAGGGCGCUCUGCCCAGAAGCCAACCUUGGAGGAGGCAACUGCCUUGGUAACGGCUGUGCUGGAAGCCUGUAAGGAGCCUGACUUCUUGGCCCGCGAGCUCCAAUCCGCGCUUGGGAAGGCCAAGGAGCAGCUCGAGGUGCUGGACAAUGUGAAAGAAACAGGCAAGGUUCAAGACCAGCCUGCGUUGUUGAGGUUCUUUUGCCAGCACGAAAUGGGCGUUAGCUUGACAGCUGUGGCAGCAAGGCGCAUCUCGACCAGCGGUGAGGAGACUGCCUUUAAGGAGGCCUGUGGCCGAGUUUCGGAGCUCUUGGGCAAACUGGCAAACGCGUUGACCUUUUCUGCUGCCACCAGGACCGCCAGCCUAGGCGCAGAGUUCUUGGACGAGUUGGUCCUGCCUGCGGGCAAGGCCUUGGCUGAGGUCAAGAAAUGCCCCUUUGCGGCGGACGCUUGCAGCAAGAAGAGCAAGAAGCCGGAAGCUUCCAAAGCAGCAGAGGAGCUGGCCACAAUGGAGCGCCACCUGAAGGACACAGCCUCGCAGCUGGCGCGAAUUGAGUUGCAGGCGCGGCUCUACGAACAGCUGUUUCUCGGCUGCAACGUAGUGGGCAGCGGCUGUGGCAAGACUACUGUUUCCCUGACUGCUGUUUCCCGGCGCCCCUUUGCCCCGAACGCAGUGGCCUACGCGCUGGAGCACAACUGCCAUGGCGAGAUGUCCAUCAUCAAUUUGGAUGACGUGGAGAACGGGCUUCGAGCCACGUCCUGUGUGGAGCAUCCGGCUUGGGCGUUCGUACCAGGUGAUUUGCCAUGGCGGGACGAGUACCGCGCCCUUUCCAAGAUUCUGGUGGAGGUGUCCCGUUUUUCCCUACACAGGCAGCCCUCGUUCCAGCAUGUGCCGCCCAUUGCCGUGGAGGCUCCGGCCUUGCAUGCCUGGUCUACUGAGAUGAUGCCAAAACUGGAGAGGUGGGUCAGUGCCUCAGGGCUGUUGGAGAAAACGGAGAAGCUUCUGCUGCAGCCAGUCAGGGCAGAGCUUGCCAGUUUGUUCUCUGUUGGCUUGGAGAGCGUUGCCCCGGUGGUUUCGCAGUGUGUGCAGAGCUUACUUGGCGCUGGGCUGUCCAGCAACAUGGCGGCAGAGCUCCUCAGCCGGGUCCCAAAGACCCACAAACUGCGCGACUUGGUGACGGCGUUUUUGGAGGUGGCAAAGCAUGGCCCGCACGGGGCUGGCCAGAAGACCAACGACGAGUUGAGAGGCUUCGCCAAGAAACUCUGCUGCUUGUCUGAGAAGCUUUGCGUUGCUGUCAAGGAAGCGGAGGACAGCGCCGCCGACCCCGCCUUCAAGCAGGACUUGGAGAAGACGAGAAUUGCUUCGGAAGAGGCAAUUCAGCAUUUCCAGCAGCGGCUAACUUUGCACAGGGAGCUCCUCACCAAAAAGGCGCAGAGUGCCGCCAAAACCUUGAAGAUCGCAAAAUGCAACUUGGACAAGUUGCUGGGCAGCCUGCCAACACCAAGCCUCACUGAGGAAGCAGCCUACAGAGCCCACGGUGUGAAGCACGUAGCGGAACUGGCAAAACAGUCGACCGCCAUGGAGGCCGAGCUGUCGCAGUUGCGCGUGCCGCAGGAUAUCUUGAAGGUCUUGGACCCUGUUGUGUUUGGCAAGCAAGCGGCGCAAGGGCCUGUGAACGUUCUGGAGCUGGAAGGCUUGCCCGUGGAAUUUUCGGACAACUGCAGCCUUACAGCAAGAAUUGCAGGUUUCCACGUCACCCUGAUUGCAGGCCUGUGUCUGCUGCGCAACCCGAUCCUUGGCACCACUUCUGACGACGGCAAGGCAUUGCUCAAGGAGCUGAGGCCUGUGGCCGAGUCUUUGGAGGACCAAGGCACCAAAGGCCCGGCAAAGAAGAAGGCCAAGACUGACGUCGCAGCCGGCUUUGAGAAGGAACCAGGCAGCAAGCAAAAGCCUGGCGGCGCAUGCAGCGGCCUGCCAGCGCCUGAGGGAGCGGUCGCAGCGGCAGCUUCAGAAAAGGCAGCGGCAGAGGAGUGCAAGAACAGUGGCGACGAAAAAGCGGAGCAGAAGAAUAAAAAGGAGAAGAAGGAAAAGAAGGACAAGAAGCGCAAGAAGGACGCAGACAAGGAGAAGAAGGACGCGGUCGACAAAGACAAGAAAAAAAAGAAGGACAAGGAGGAGGGCAAGACAGACAAGAAGAAACAAGCCAAGGAACGCAAAGGAGACCCGGAGGAGACAGCCGCUGACAAGGCGCCUGUGGCAGCAGCCACCGCCGGCCCCAAGUCCAAGGCAGAGGCCAAGGCCAAGGCCAAGGCAAAGGCCACGGCCAAGGCAGGUGCCGCCAGGAAGAGGAAAGCCGGCUAA